AUGGGGAGGAUAGUGUCGCUUGAAAAAGGUAUUACAAAGGGUUUUUGGGCUGAACCUGUAAGUACUGCAGUAUACAUCAUCAAUAGGGUUCUUCUAAGACCUAAUUCAACUAAGGCUCUUUUUGAAUUAUGGUAUAAAAGGCUUGCAAUAGUUCACUACUUCAAGGUCUUUGGUAGCAAAUGUUAUCUACUAAACCACAUUGAUAGCUUAAGGAAUUUGAUUCAAAGGCAGAUGAAGCACUGUGGUGUAUGUGUAUACUUUAGUGUGCAUAGUGACAAAUCUGCUGAGGUGGCCUUCUAUGAUUGGCUCUUGCUCUUGGAAAUAUCUGCAUUGUACUAUGUCAAUGAUUGGCUUGAGGUGAUAGGUGUAACCUGUAGGUGUAUGAAGGGAAUUGUGGUUCUUAGUCCUGAAAAUUCCUCUAAAGCUGAUAAAAUUGCUGUGGCUAAUGAUGGUAAAGCCAAACAUGUCCUUUACUGUGCUCUAACGCAACAAGAGUUCACUAGAGUCAAGAAUUGCAAGUCAGCUAAAGAAAUGUGGGACUCUCUUCAGGCUGCCCAUAAAGGAAGCUCUGUCAUCAAAGAAAACAAGAUUCAGCUCUACAAAGUUCAAUAUGAAGCUUGUAAGAUGGAGGAAAGGGAAACUAUAGCUGAGUAUUUGUUUAGGAUUAAUGACAUUGUCAACAAUAUGAAAUCCCUUGGUGAAGACAUUAAAGACUCAGAUGUUUGCAAGAAAAUUCUCAGAGAAGCUGCACUUAAAGUUAAAGAAGUUACUGAAGAAUCUGAUCCAAAGUCUGAGGAAGAUGAUCUUGAAGAGGAUGAAGUGGCCAAUCUGUCAAAGAAGUUCAAGAAAUUCAGAUUUAAGAAGAGAAGUCAAUCUCAAAAUCUAACCUGUUAUGGAUGUGGCAAGCCUGGUCAUUAUGUCUCAAGUUGUCCAACUUCAAAAGGGCAAAAUCAGAAGACGAAAGAAGGUGGUAACCUCAAGGGAAGAUUUGGAAGAAAGGCUUUCUUCUCAGAUUGGGAUUCUGUUUCUAAAGAAGACAAACCUGAGGAAUCAAAAAAAGUUGAGUGUUUGUUUAUGGCUACUCUUGAAACAGCACAGAAAGCAACUGAAGUUGAAGAAGAUAGUGAAGACAGUGACUCAGAGAUUGAAGAAAUACUUGACGAAUGUGAGAGACUUACUAUGAAAUGCAACCAACAAAAGUCUCAGUUAAAAGCUCUUAGCUCUGAGUUGCAAAAAUCCAAACAGCUUCUUGUUAAACAUUUCAAACUUAAGCUGUCUACCUUAUGUUCAAUUUCUCUUAUCCUCUUAAGUCUAAAGAAGUCUCAAUCCAACACUAAAUGGUCAACCAAGAGAUACAGAGAAGAACUUUCACUAAUUCUUGAAGAAAGGUCUUUGAAAAUGGCUGAGAUUUGGAAGCAAUCCACAAAGCAAAUUGGGAAGACUGGAAUUGGUUACAUCUAUGACACUGUAACUAAAGUAAAACAAAAUCACACUGUGUUUGUUAAGGCAUCUUCAGGAGAAGUGUAUGCAAGAUUUCCAAUCAUAAAAUCCUCAAGAAUAAAGCAUGAUUCAUUUGACAACUCCUACAGCAAGUCAAGGUUAAAUGAAAGUGAUUUUAUUACAUCAACUUUCAAGAAUUACAAAGUUACCAAAGUGCAUGUAAAGAAGUCAAACAUAAUUCAACUUCAGAAAGUUAAGGAUAACAAAUCUCUUGUGAAGUCUAAGAUGAUGUGGAUACCAAAGAGAAUGAAUGUUGUAAGUAUGUUGGUGUAUACUGCUUUCAAAGCUGGUAACUUAAAUGACAAAUGGUAUGUUAACAGUGGUUGCUCGAGACACAUGACAGGUGAUGGUUCCAAGUUUGUUUCACUUAAGAACUUUUAUGGAGGAAAUGUCAUCUUUGGAGAUAAUCAAAAGGCUAAGAUUAUUGGUAUUGGCACUGUGAGUCAGUCUAAUGAACUACCUGAGAUCAAAGAGGUAUUACUUGUUGAAGGCCUCAAACAUAAUCUUCUAAGUGUUAGCGAACUAUGUGACAAUGGGAAGAAAGUCUGUUUUGAUAAAGAAAGAUGCAAUGUGGUUGAUACUGAAUCUGAAAAAAUCCUAUUCUCAGCCUGCAGAUCCUCUGGAAAUGUGUACACAGUCUCAGAAGAAGCUACUUACUGCAAUUUGACCUCUCUAAAUGAAGCUAUACUAUGGCACAAGAGACUAGGUCAUCUUCAUUUUAAGAAUCUAAUCAAAAUCCUGAAAUUGAAAGCUGUGAAAGGUCUACCUGAUUUAAAUUUCAGUGACAAUCAUCUAUGCAAAGCAUGUCAGCAAGGCAAACAAACUAAAGUAGCAUUCCCUUCCAAAGAAAUCAACACAUCUAGCGCUCUUGAUCUGAUACAUAUGGAUCUCUGUGGUCCUACCAGAACUACAAGCAUUGGUGGAAGUAAGUACUUUAUGCUGCUCAUUGAUGAUUUCAGUAGAAUGGUGUGGGUUUACUUUCUGAAAGAAAAGUCUGAGGCUAUAACACACUUCAUUAAGUUUGUAAAUUGA
Molecule: messenger RNA, 2532 nt
Organism: Cornus florida
Lineage: Eukaryota; Viridiplantae; Streptophyta; Magnoliopsida; Cornales; Cornaceae
Exons: 4
Coding region: 1-2532 (843 amino acids)
Molecular function (GO): nucleic acid binding; zinc ion binding
Source: RefSeq, a predicted model, not a curated record